CGGAAGUGCGAUCGGAGGCCGGAAGCGCGGGCGAGUGGGAGGGCAAUUGUCGGAGCUGGGUCGGGGUCGGGACCGGGGUCGGGACCGGGGCGGGGGUCCGUGCGGCCGCUAUGAAGCGGGACGUUCGCAUUUUGCUCCUGGGCGAGGCCCAGGUGGGGAAGACGUCGCUGAUCCUGUCGCUGGUGGGCGAGGAGUUCCCGGCGGAGGUCCCGCCCCGCGCGGAGGAGAUCACCAUUCCCGCAGACGUCACCCCGGAGAAGGUGCCCACGCACAUCGUGGAUUACUCAGAAGCGGAGCAGACAGCCGAGGAGCUCCGGGCAGAGAUCCUCAAGGCAAACGUGGUCUGCGUGGUGUACGACGUAUCUGAGGAGGCUACCAUUGAGAAGAUCCGAACCAAAUGGAUCCCCCUGGUGAAUGGGGAGACUGACAGGGGCCCCAGAGUCCCCAUCAUCUUGGUGGGCAACAAGUCAGACCUGCGGCCCGGGAGCUCAAUGGAGGCUGUGCUGCCCAUCAUGAGCCAGUUCCCAGAGAUCGAGACCUGCGUGGAGGCACACCUGUGGGUCUGUCUCCACGGCCACCAGUGCUCUGCCAAGAACCUGAGGAACAUCUCGGAGCUGUUCUACUAUGCACAGAAGGCGGUGCUGCACCCCACGGCCCCGCUCUACGACCCCGAGGCCAAGCAGCUGAGGCCCGCAUGUGCCCAAGCCCUCACACGCAUCUUCAGGCUCUCGGACCGGGAUCUAGACCAGGCGCUCAGUGACGAGGAGCUCAACACUUUCCAGAAAUCCUGCUUCGGGCACCCCCUGGCCCCGCAGGCCCUGGAGGACGUGAAGAUGGUGGUGCGCAAGAACGUGGCUGGAGGGGUGCGCGACAACCGGCUGACCCUGGACGGCUUUCUUUUCUUGAACAUGCUGUUCAUCCAGCGUGGUCGCCAUGAGACCACGUGGACCAUCCUGCGGCGCUUCGGCUAUGGAGACACGCUGGAGCUCACCCCUGACUACCUGGUCCCGCCGCUCCACGUGCCCCCCGGCUGCAGCACCGAGCUCAACCACUUUGGCUACCAGUUUGUGCAGAGGGUGUUUGAGAAGCACGACCGGGACCGUGACGGCAGCCUCUCGCCUGCGGAGCUGGAGAGCCUGUUCAGCGUGUUCCCUGCUGCCCCCUGGGGCCCCCGGCUGCCCCGGGAGGUCUGCACCGAGGCCGGCAGGCUGUCUCUACAUGGAUACCUCUGCCAGUGGACCUUGGUGACCUACUUGGACGUCCGGCGCUGCCUCGAGCACCUGGGUUACCUGGGCUACCCCACUCUCUGCGAGCAAGACUCCCAGGCCCACGCCAUCACAGUCACUCGAGAGAAGAGGCUGGACCAGGAGAAGGGGCAGACGCAGAGGAACGUUCUCCUGUGCAAGGUGGUGGGAGCCCGCGGAGUGGGCAAGUCCGCCUUCCUGCAGGCCUUCCUCGGCUGCGGCCUAGGGGACGGCAGAGAGCUUGCGGAGGAACGCCCCAUCUACGCCAUCAACACGGUACAGGUCAACGGACAGGAGAAGUAUCUCAUCCUGUGCGAGGUGAGUGCAGACAGCCUGCUGGCGCCCGCGCCCGAUGCCGCCUGUGACGUGGCCUGCUUGAUGUUCGAUAGCAGCGACCCCGGCUCCUUCGCACUCUGCGCCCGCGUCUAUAAGCGCCACUACAUGGACGGACAGACCCCCUGCCUCAUCGUCUCCUCCAAGGCGGACCUGCCCGCGGGCAGCACGCCCCCUGGCCUGGCGCCCGCUGAGUUCUGCCGCAGACACCGGCUGCCCGCCCCUGCCGCCUUCUCCCGGGUGGGCCCAGCCGGGCUCAGCGCUGCCGUCUUCACCCGGCUCGCCACCAUGGCUGCCUUCCCACACCUGGCUCAUGGGGAGCUACACGCCACCUCCUUCUGGCUGCGGGUGACCCUGGGGGCCGUUGGGUUUGCGGUCACUGCCGUCCUCAGCAUCUCGCUCUACAGGGCCCUGGUGAAGAGCCGAUGAGGCCUCAGGCCCCCGGGUGCUGGUAUUGGGGCACCUGCUCGAGGGGGCCUUCCUUGUGUCGGAACUUCCUUCUGGGGAUACUGCCCACCGCCCUGCCCGAGCCCCAAGUGCAGUCCCCCAGGUCUCCGCAGCACGCGUCCUACCCAGCUGCACAUGCCAGGCGUUACCCGCUUCGGGGAUCACGUGUUGGAGGGACUGGGGUCAUGGCGAGGAAGCCGGUGACCCUAGGCCCAGGUAUUCUCAGGGCUCCACUUCUCUGGUCCCAAUAGCCAGGGGGACUCGGGGACUCAGGAUAGGACUCUGGGCCAAAGGUGGGGGUGGCCUCCAUCCUCCCUGGUUUGGACAUGGGUUCCCGUCACGAAGACCCAAGGUCGGGUCUCCUCAUUAAACUUGUCUUUCACACCUGGGA
Canis lupus familiaris (dog) is the source of this 2415-nucleotide messenger RNA. It is a transcript of the gene RHOT2, whose product is annotated as ras homolog family member T2. Gene Ontology annotation, cellular component: mitochondrial outer membrane. NCBI's taxonomy places the organism in Eukaryota, Metazoa, Chordata, Mammalia, Carnivora, Canidae. Gene Ontology annotation, molecular function: calcium ion binding; GTPase activity; GTP binding. The coding region runs from base 111 to 2006 and encodes 631 amino acids. Gene Ontology annotation, biological process: regulation of mitochondrion organization; mitochondrion transport along microtubule; small GTPase-mediated signal transduction. The record is from RefSeq and is a predicted model, not a curated record. The transcript is spliced from 19 exons.